AACUGAGGGCCUGGACCGUCUCCUAUGUCAGUGAGACUGAAGAUCCGGAGGAGCCGCGGCUAAAAAAGGCGAAAGGUCCUUCAGAGGAGUCCGGAGAUGAGGAGGAGGAGUCACAGGAGCACAUCCUGAGCUGCCAGCGCUACGGCUCCAUCAUGAGAGAAGGACGGGAUCGGGUGGUGACGCUGGGGGCCGACCGGACGAGGCGCUUCCUGGCCUGUCAUGGAACAGAUUCUUGGCUGGAAGUUUUCUGUGUCCUGAAUGAAGAAGAAAUCUCCAAGAAGAUGGAAAGAAAGCGGAAAAAAGCCAAAAAGAAACAGGAGGAGCCGGAGGUGGAGCAGACUCUUCAGGACGAAAUCGUGAAGUUUGGGAAAAUUAAAGCCACCUCGAAAAUCAAAUCAUGUGACCUGCUGCUCUCUAGGGGGGAGCUGAAGGUGGUGGUCCUGCUGCAGAAUAACAGUGUAGAAUGCUUCUCCAUGGGGGCCGAUCCUACAGGGGCCGGGGCCGUAGAGAGUACAAAGAGUUCCCGCCUCACCCUGGGGGGGCACCGCAGCGACGUCCGGACCCUGGCGUUCAGCUCCGAUAAUAUCGCCGUGCUCUCCGCGUCCGCUGAGUCGGUGAAAAUCUGGAACAGGUCUACGCUGCAGUGUAUCCGCACCAUGUCAUGUGACUACGCCCUGUGCUCGCUUUUCGUUCCCGGUGACAGACACGUUAUAGUCGGCACCAAGUCCGGAAAGCUGCAGCUGUUUGAUUUGGCGUCGGGGACUGAGCUGGAUGCCGUGGACGCUCAUGAUGGCGCCGUCUGGUCCAUCGCCUUGUCACCUGACCAGCGCGGAUUCACCACUGGGGGAGCCGACAAGUGCGUCAAGUUCUGGGAGUUUGAACUGGUGAACGACGAAAGCGACGCCCAGAGCAGUCGGCGGCUGGCGGUGAAGCAGAGCCGGGUGUUACAGAUGGACGAGGACGUGUUGUGUGUGCGGUUCAGUCCGGACGGUCGACUCCUCGCCGUGUCCCUGUUGGACUGUACGGUGAAGAUCUUCUUUGUGGACACGCUGAAGUUCUUCCUGUCUCUGUACGGACACAAGCUGCCGGUGCUGUGUAUGGAUAUCUCACACGACAGCGCCAUCAUCCUCACUGGUUCCGCCGACCGCAACAUCAAGAUCUGGGGUCUGGACUUUGGGGAUUGUCACCGCUCUCUCUUCGGCCAUGAUGACAGCGUCAUGUUCCUGCAGUUCGUGCCCAAGACGCACUUGUUCUUCAGCGCAGGGAAGGAUCGGAAGGUGAAGCAGUGGGACGCCGACCGAUUCCAGCAAGUGCAGACCCUGGAGGGCCACCAUGGAGAGGUGUGGUGUUUGGCCAUCAGCCCCAAUGGCGACCAUAUUGUGUCCUCGUCACAUGACAAGUCCCUGCGCCUGUGGGAGAGAACGCGGGAGCCGCUGAUCCUGGAGGAGGAGCAGGAGAUGCAACGUGAGGCAGAGUUCGAGGAAAGCGUGGGGAAGGGCGACCAGCCGGUGGUCGCCGGGGAGAAGGAAGGUGAAGCUGCGCUGGCUGGAAAGAAGACUAUCGAGACGGUGAAGGCGACUGAGCGCAUCAUGGAGGCCGUGGAGCUGCACAGAGAAGAGAGCGACAAACUGGAGGACCAUCGGGCGUUGUGCAAGGCUGCGGGGAAGGAGCUCCCCAGGAAAAUCCACCCGAUCCUGCAGGCGUACGGGAACAUAUCGUCAUCUGACUAUGUAAUGGAUGUGAUAAAGAAGGUGCGGUCCAGCGAGCUGGAGGAGUCCCUCCUGGUCCUUCCCUUCUCCUAUGUCCCGGACCUGCUGACGCUCUUCAGAGAUUAUAUUCGGCGCAGUCAGGACGUGGAGCUCGUCUGCCGCUGCCUCUUUUUCCUGCUCAGGAUCCAUUUUGGGGAGAUCACCAGUAACCAUAUGCUGCUGGGCGUUAUGGAGGACCUGAAGGGCUGCACCAUCUCGCGGGUGUCUGAGGUUCGGGACGUGAUGGGGGUGAACAUGGCCGCCCUGCAGUAUCUAAAGAGAGAGAUCGAAGCCAAAGAGGAGAUCCUGUUCUUCACAGACGCCACCGGGAGGUUCGAGGAAAAGAGGAGGAAGCGGAAAAAGAAGGAAAAGCUGCUGCUGACCCUCGCGUGAGGAGGAAGCUGAAAAAGGAAAAGCUGCAGCUGACCCUCGUGUGAGGAGGAGGCGGAAAAAGAAGGAAAAGCUGCAGCUGACCCUCGUGUGAGGAGGAGGCGGAAAAAGAAGGAAAAGCUGCAGCUGACCCUCGUGUGAGGAGGAGG
Molecule: messenger RNA, 2287 nt
Organism: Hyla sarda
Lineage: Eukaryota; Metazoa; Chordata; Amphibia; Anura; Hylidae
Gene: WDR3
Product: WD repeat domain 3
Biological process (GO): maturation of SSU-rRNA
Cellular component (GO): Pwp2p-containing subcomplex of 90S preribosome; small-subunit processome
Molecular function (GO): protein binding; snoRNA binding
Source: RefSeq, a predicted model, not a curated record